Messenger RNA from Triticum aestivum (bread wheat), 1911 nucleotides. Its product is annotated as beta-glucosidase 5. The transcript is spliced from 13 exons. The coding region runs from base 140 to 1669 and encodes 509 amino acids. Lineage: Eukaryota; Viridiplantae; Streptophyta; Magnoliopsida; Poales; Poaceae. Gene Ontology annotation, molecular function: beta-glucosidase activity. Gene Ontology annotation, biological process: carbohydrate metabolic process. The record is from RefSeq and is a predicted model, not a curated record.
AGCAUGAUUAGAGCACCGGCUACCGCCCAUUUGAUUCGGAGAAACCAAGGCGUGGACCAUGCACUUGGAACAGUAAGGAUAAAAGGUAACGUACCUAGUGGUCGCGAUUUGCAAGUGCGGUACUGUAUCUGCCACUGCCAUGGCCUUAUCCUCCCUCUUGCUCCUCCUGCUUCUCUCGGCCGCCCAUGGCGCCGCGGCUCCUCCCGCUCUCGGCUUCACGCGGAGCGACUUCCCGCCGGACUUCGUCUUCGGCGCCGCCACCUCCGCGUACCAGUAUGAGGGCGCCGUGGCUGAGGAUGGCAGGAGCCCAAGCAUCUGGGACACCUUCACUCACGCUGGGAAAAUGCCAGACAAAAGCACGGGCGAUAUCGCUUCUGAAGGAUACCACAAGUACAAGGACGACGUCAAGCUCAUGGCUGACACAAACUUAGAGGCUUACAGAUUCUCCAUCUCCUGGUCAAGGCUUGUUCCAAACGGGAGGGGGGCUGUCAAUCCAAAGGGGUUAGAGUACUACAAUAACCUCAUAAAUGAGCUAGUGAAACAUGGAAUUCAAAUCCAUGUCAUGCUUUACCAUCUCGAUUUCCCACAAGUUUUGGAAGAUGAGUAUGGAGGAUGGUUAAGCCCUAGAAUUGUGGAGGAUUUCACAGCAUUUGCAGAUGUGUGCUUCAGAGAGUUUGGAGACAGGGUUUCGUACUGGACCACGAUAGACGAACCUAAUGUCGGCCCAAUCGGAUCUUACGAUAGUGGAAUAUUUGCACCUGGACGUUGUUCCGAUCCUUUUGGAAUAACAAAAUGUACCGCCGGGAACUCAACCGUGGAGCCGUACAUAGCAGUUCAUAACAUGAUACUGGCACAUGCAUCAGCUACAAGACUUUACAGAGAACAAUAUCAAGCUGUGCAAAAGGGAGUUGUUGGCAUAAACGUUUACUCAUUUUGGACUUAUCCUUUGACGAACUCUACUGUGGAUUUAGAAGCAACUAAAAGAUAUCAAGACUUCAUGUUUGGCUGGACACUAGGACCCUUGGUGUUUGGAGAUUACCCACAAGUGAUGAAGACGAAUGUUGGUUCUCGCCUCCCAUCCUUCACAAAAUCCCAAUCUGAAUUUGUUAAGGGCGCUAUCGAUUUCAUAGGAAUAAAUCAUUACUAUUCUGUCUAUGUGAACGAUCGCCCUUUAAAGGAAGGUGUUCGUGACUAUGCAGCAGACAUGUCAGUUUACCAGAGAGGUUCUAGAACAGACCCAGCAACAAGCGAGUACGCCCCAACGGCUUAUCCAGACGACCCAGAAGGAUUGCAAUUUGUGCUGCAGUACCUGACAGAAGCCUAUGGGGGCCUCCCCAUUUAUGUCCAAGAGAAUGGCAAGGCAUCCGCGAAUGACAUUCUCGAUGACACCGACAGGGUGGAAUACUUGAAGAGCUACAUAGGGAGCACACUGGAUGCAUUAAGAAACGGAGCCAAUGUGAAAGGUUACUUCGUGUGGAACUUCCUGGACAUCUUCGAGUUCCUAGCAGGGUACAAGUUAGGGUUCGGCAUGUAUCGUGUCGACUUUGAUGACGAAGCGCGGCCACGAGAAGCCAGGCUCUCUGCUCGCUGGUACUCCAGGUUUCUGAAAAAUAAUGGCAUUAGUGCUCAGAGUGAGGUCGACGAUACAGGACACCAUGCUCAACAGUAAGUUGUAUAGUCAGAUGCACUGAGUUGUGCGUGACCUUAUUUUAGGUAUAUAAUUUUUUUUCUGUAUGUGCAACGUGUAGUACUAUAAGUAUGUACAGUUUAUGCCGAAAACUUAUCAUUCUCCUAGAAUAAAUAGAUUAAGAGUCAUGUUCUACUGGUCAUCCAACAAGGCGACAAAACACGUGUGAGGCUUCAAUCUUAUAAUGCAGAUGGUUUAAACUAAAAACACACGAUAUUAUUUUC